Messenger RNA from Archocentrus centrarchus (flier cichlid), 3562 nucleotides. RefSeq names its product alpha glucosidase 2 (gene gaa2). The transcript has 21 exons. Gene Ontology annotation, biological process: carbohydrate metabolic process. Gene Ontology annotation, molecular function: alpha-1,4-glucosidase activity; carbohydrate binding. Lineage: Eukaryota; Metazoa; Chordata; Actinopteri; Cichliformes; Cichlidae. Bases 227 to 3151 code for a protein of 974 amino acids. The record is from RefSeq and is a predicted model, not a curated record.
UAAAUAAACGCGUCGUGUGGCGGAGCAGCUACCGCGGCGGGGGUUAUUAUUUGGCUAACGUGACACAUUUGUGGACUGUAUGAUGUACCUCUGCGCCUGCAGAGCUUAGAGCAUAUACAGGUGGACGUCGCUGACGGUAGGAGCAGCUGGAAGAGACACAGGGCUGCACGUCUGUACAGACUUUGUUCUGCUCUGUGUCUCCCUGCGGCAGACACAUAUUAUCACGAUGGUGUCGUACAAGCGGCUGAACCCUGAAGAUGUCCAGUUUUCCAGCACAGUUUUGUCAGAAGAGCCUCGUCCUGUUCAAGACGAAGUUCCAGUAUUGGAGCCAGAGGAUGCCUCCUUGCUUCAACGUAGACCUUCAUGCUCUGUCACCACAGGCCUUCUGGUGAUCGGUUGUCUCCUGCUGAUGGUCUGUGGUGCAUGGCUGCUGGGCACUGUGUUCUGGCUGCAGUCUACCAAACAACAGGAGCAUAAACCGCCACCGCCGGCCCCAGGACAGACGCCGGGCUCCAAAGUACAAACAGCAGCAAAUGAUACUGCAGCCGUUUUUCGCAGUGAGGCGUGCAGUCUAAUCCCAGAGGCGUGGAGGUUUGAUUGCUACCCUGAAAGAGGGGUGGUUGUGACCCGGGAGUUGUGUGAGGCACGGAACUGCUGCUUUAUACCUGCACCGACUGCUUCCUCCUCUGCCACCCACCCAUCAGGGAAAAACGGAAUCCCUUGGUGUUUUUAUCCACCAGAUUUCCCUUCGUACUCGCUUGUGUCACUAAAUGACACGCUGCUGGGACAGAAAGGCACGCUGGUGAAGGAGGUGAAGACGUAUUACCCCGGAGACAUCCUCACUGUAGAGGUGGAGAUACGCCAUGAGACAGACCAACGACUGCGUGUCAGGAUGACCGAUCCUUCAGGCUCACGGUUUGAGGUUCCCAUCUCCGUCCCCACUGUCACCAAGAAGGCAGAAAGCCCAGAUUAUAUCAUCGAGCUCUCAAAGCAGCCAUUUGGUCUCGUUGUGAAGAGGCGAUCUACAGGAGCAGUGCUUCUGAACACCACAGUGGCGCCUCUCUUCUAUGCGGAUCAGUUCCUCCAGUUCUCCACUUCCCUACCCACUCAGUUCAUUUAUGGCCUGGGUGAGCAUCGCUCCACCUUCCUGCAUGAUGUCCACUGGAACACGCUCACCAUGUGGGCCAGAGAUGUGCCUCCAACGGAACAGACAAACCUGUAUGGGGCUCAUCCAUUUUACUUGGCAAUGGAGGAUGGAGGGAAUGCACACGGCUUCUUCCUGCUGAACAGCAAUGCAAUGGACGUGGUCCUCCAGCCUGCCCCGGCCCUUACCUGGCGUACUAUUGGUGGAAUCCUUGACUUUUACAUUUUCCUCGGUCCUGAUCCCAGCUCAGUGGUUCAGCAGUAUGUGGAAGUUGUAGGACUCCCGGCGAUGCCCGUCUACUGGGCCUUAGGAUACCAUCUCUGCCGAUGGGGCUACGGCACGAGUAAUUCUACUUGGGAGGUUGUCAAGAGCAUGAGGAAUUAUGGGAUGCCUCAGGAUGUCCAGUGGAAUGACAUCGACUACAUGGACAAAUUUAUGGACUUCACAUUUGAUUCAAAAAAGUUUGACACACUGCCUGACCUGGUCAGGGACCUGCACGCUCAUAACCAGCGCUACGUCAUGAUUCUGGACCCGGGUAUCAGCAGCACACAACCUGAGGGCUCAUACUGGCCAUUCGAUGAAGGUCUAAAGAGAAGAGUUUUUAUUAAAGAUGCCGAAGGGAAAACACUUAUUGGGAAGGUGUGGCCUGGUCUCACAGCAUAUCCAGAUUUCUCUGAUGACGUGACAAACGAAUGGUGGUACGACAACCUGCAGAGCUUUCACGAGAAGGUGCCAUUUGAUGGAUUAUGGAUUGACAUGAAUGAGCCAUCAAACUUCCUGGAUGGAUCAACCAGUGGCUGUCCAUCAAACAGCCUGGAAAACCCUCCUUACACUCCAGGUGUGCUAGGAGGUUUGCUGAGAGCCAAAACCUUGUGUGCCACUGCACAGCAGAAGCAGUCCAUUCAUUAUAAUAUGCACAGUCUAUAUGGACUCAUGGAAGCUAAAGCUUCUGCAAGCGCGCUGAAGCGACUCGUGGCGAAAAGACCUUUUGUGAUCUCCCGCUCCACCUUCCCCAGUCAGGGCAUGUACUCAGGUCACUGGCUGGGAGACAACAGGAGCCAGUGGAAAGACCUUUACACUUCUAUAGCAGGUAUGUUGACCUUCAACCUUUUGGGCAUCCCGCUGGUGGGUGCAGAUGUCUGUGGCUUCAGUGAGGAGACGCAGGAGGAAUUGUGUGUGCGCUGGACGCAGCUGGGAGCUUUCUAUCCCUUCACACGAAACCACAACUCCAUCGGCAUGAAGCCUCAAGACCCGACAGCUUUCAGCCCGCUGGCUCGCACAGCCAUGAAACAGGCUCUGCUGCUGCGCUACUCUCUCUUUCCUGUUCUCUACACUCUCUUCCAUCACGCACAUGUACACGGACACACUGUGGCUCGGCCAAUCAUGUUUGAGUUUCCCAAAGAUGUAAAAGCCUAUGGCAUCGACAAGCAGUUCAUGUGGGGGAAGAGUUUGCUUGUGACGCCAGUGUUGGAUCCUGGAGUCGACUACGUGGAUGGUUACUUCCCAGAGGGUCUGUGGUACGAUUACUACACGGGCGACUGUGUGAGCAGUAAGGGUGAAGAGCUUCGACUCAACGCACCUCUAGAUAAGAUCAACCUGCAUUUGCGCGAGGGCUCCAUCAUACCAACACAGGCGCCCAACCUGACCCUGUGGGUAAGCAGUGGUCAGCCUCUCCACCUCAUCUCAGCUGUGUCUGAAGACGGUUCAGCCAGUGGAGAUCUGUUCUGGGAUGAUGGGGAGAGCAUUGACACCUAUGAGACCAACCAGUACGCCUACAUCGUCUUUAACGUUGCUCAGAACACAAUGACAUCCCAGGUGCUCCAUAACAAUGUUGAGGCGUCAUACAUCACCGUGGAGUCAGCCUCCUUCUAUGGUGUAAAGGAGAAGCCAAGCAAAGUGCUGGUGAACUCCCAGGAUGCACCAUUCACCUACAGGACUAACCAGGUGUUAACAGUUGCUGAUCUGGGUCUCAACCUCAGUCAGAACUUCACUAUCAGCUGGAUGUAAUGGGUGCUGUCUCUGAGAAUAAGAACAGCCUUUUUUUUUUUUUCUUUUCAAUGAUUUUGGCUCUUGACUCAAAGACACUAUGGAUGUGAACGGGGAUGUCAGGUAAUUUACUUCAUUGCUGGCUUUCGCCCUUCAAGCAGGAGCGUUUCACUUGACUCUCUGAACGUGUCCUUGGGAAGAUGCCUGUGUGUCUGCAGUGAGCUUCGCAAUGAACCCACUGGAGUUCAGCAUUUUCACUAUUCAAGUCUCUCUUCAGUGUUUCCACAUCUGUCGGGUGUAGUGCUAGUACACUUUUUGACUUUGAGGGAUUCACUCUUUAAAAAGAAAAGUGUGUCUAGUGUGUUUAAGAGUUUAUAUGCAGUGAUUUGGAGUACAGAGCCAGGGCCAACUGUCCAUCAGUUAAGAGUGAAA